AUGGCACCUUCACUCUUUACCCUAGGCACGGCUGCCCUGGCCUUAGCCGGUGACGUUGUCGCCAAACAGUUCGUUCUCGAUGACACAUACGACUCCACGAACUUCUUCGACAAGUUUGACUUUUUCGAGAGCAAGUAUAACACGGGCGAUUACAAUGACGUCGAUCUCACUUCGGGCUACAUCAACUACCGCACCCGUGUCGACGCCCAGAAGCUGGGUCUCAUCAGCAACGCCGGCGGCGAGGUCUACGUGGGCCCCGAUGCCCACAACAUCACCGAGUUCUCCGGUGUUGGUCGUUCAAGUGUGAGGCUUGAGAGCAAGGCCAUUUACAACAAACAUCUCAUGGUCGCCCGCUUUUCUCAUCUUCCUAAGCCUGUCUGCGGUGCCUGGCCCGCCUUUUGGUCAUACGGUUCUCCCUGGCCCAAGAACGGCGAGCUUGACUUCUUCGAGGGCUGGAACAACGCGGCUGCCAACAAGCCUGCUGCCCAUACCUACCUCACAUCCGAACAGGGCCAGUGUAUUAUCAGUGAGACUGGUCAGACGGCCAAGGUCAACACGGUUAACUGUGAUCAGCAGGCUCCCGGCCAAUACACCAACGAGGGGUGUACCACUACAGCUACCUCUGCUGACCCUUGGGGCUCCUCUGAUGGCGGUAUCUAUGCUGUUGAGUGGACAGACGACUACAUCAAGUUCUUCGCCUGGACCCAUUCCGCAGCGCCCAAGAACAUCGGCUCCGACUCGCCCGAUACCUCCUCCUGGGGAACUCCCUCUAUGCUCAUCGCCAACGACAAGUGCAACAUCAACAGCCACUUUGCCGACCAAAGACUCGUUCUGAACAUUGACUUCUGCGGUGUCCUCGCAGGCAACGAGUACAUCUGGAAGGACCAGUGCGCUGCGUCCACCGGCCACGCUGUCUGCUCGUCGUAUGUCGCGGCGAACCCCGGUGCCUACAAGGACACCUACUUCAAGAUCAAGGACAUUCGUGUGUUCAAGGAGGGCAGCAAGGCUGUGACGACUUCCUCGUCUGCUUCGUCUACCUCUACCUCGACUUCCACCUCGACAUCUUCCACAACAUCGUCUGCCUCCACGUCAUCCGCUUCGACGUCGUCUGUGUUCACGUCGACUACGAUCUCCACCUCGGCAUCUGCCUCUGCGUCCACCUCAACCUCAACGAGUGCCUCCAUCUCUGCUUCCGCGAGCGGCUCAGUCACGGCAAAGGACACGUCUGUCAGCACCUCUGACUCCAAGACCGCCUCUGGCACCGCAUCUGCGACUGCCUCUGGAACUGCCUCUGGAUCGGCUUCUGGAUCUGGAUCUACUUCAGUCUCAGCUUCAGCAUCUGCCUCCGGAUCCGGCUCCAAGUCCGCCUCCGCCUCCAUGACUCCUACUGGCCCGAUCACCACAAGCGCCACUGGUACCAAGUCAGCCACCGCCAGCGCAUCCGGCUCCAUCUCCAUCAAGUCCAACAGCAUGACCGAAGAGGAUGUCUGCACCGAGAGCGAUGCCAUCACCACUAAGACCGGCGUCACCAGCAAACAGACCCAGGCGGCUUCGACAACGACUCCCCCCGUCGAGCUCACGACCUCGACAGUCUACACCACAAAGGUUUCUACCAUCACCGCGUGCCCAGCCCGCCUGGGCAAGGUCACGACGCAGACCAUUGCCUUGUACACCACGGUCUGCCCCGUAUCGUCUGUCCCUGCUACCAAGCCCACCGAGCCGGUCAAGGGCAACGACAAGCCCAAUGACAAGGCCAGCCCUGGCCCUGGCCCUGCCCCUGGCGUCUCGACCACUACCUUCACCACCGUCUACACGAUCACCAAGUGCCCACCCUCCGUCACAAACUGCCCCGUCGGCAGCGUCACCACCAAGGUCGUCACCACCUCUAUUCCCUCCGCCGGCACCUCCGUGCCCAUCGUAACCAAGGUCGUCCCUACGGCCCCCUCGGGCCCCAACUCCGCCCCCGGCGUACCCAAUACCCUCUCCUCGGUCUCCCCCUCCGGCGUUCCCCUCAAGCCCAGUGCCCCCGGUGGUAAUAACUACGGCUCCGGCAAGGGCAACGGCACUGUCCCCAAGCCUCCUCCCGGCUUCAACGCCACCAUCCCGGCGACCAAGCCCACCACUCUCACCGCCUCCAAGCCCUCAGGAACGGCCCCGGGUGCUUCGACAACGGGCUGUUCCGGCGCCAGCUGCCCUACCAAGCCGGCUGUCGUCGUCAAUGCGGCCGUCCAGGCGGGUGCCAGCUUUUUGCUGAUGGCCAUUGGUGCCCUCGCUGUCCUGGCUUUGUAA
Colletotrichum phormii is the source of this 2289-nucleotide messenger RNA. RefSeq lists its product as uncharacterized. The coding region runs from base 1 to 2289 and encodes 762 amino acids. Gene Ontology annotation, biological process: glucan catabolic process. Lineage: Eukaryota; Fungi; Ascomycota; Sordariomycetes; Glomerellales; Glomerellaceae. Gene Ontology annotation, molecular function: hydrolase activity, hydrolyzing O-glycosyl compounds. The record is from RefSeq and is a predicted model, not a curated record. The transcript is spliced from 5 exons.